Guillardia theta CCMP2712 is the source of this 216-nucleotide messenger RNA. RefSeq lists its product as hypothetical. The record is from RefSeq and is a predicted model, not a curated record. The coding region runs from base 1 to 216 and encodes 71 amino acids. Lineage: Eukaryota; Cryptophyceae; Pyrenomonadales; Geminigeraceae. The transcript has 2 exons.
AUGGAGAGGUCGGGAGCUGUUCCUAGUGGGUGGUACCUCGGUGUCCAACAGGGGAACGCCAGCACGGCAACGCACGGGAACGUACAGAGUGCGGUGAGGAAGGAUGCGGACAUCUACUUGCUUCUCGAUGUACUCUUCAAGGAGGUGGGAGUCUAUGGGGUCUUCUCGGAUUGGCCUGGGACCGUGACCCACUACCUCAACUGCGCCCUCCCCUAA